Molecule: messenger RNA, 2968 nt
Organism: Cyprinus carpio (common carp)
Lineage: Eukaryota; Metazoa; Chordata; Actinopteri; Cypriniformes; Cyprinidae
Gene: acox3
Product: acyl-CoA oxidase 3, pristanoyl
Biological process (GO): fatty acid beta-oxidation using acyl-CoA oxidase; lipid homeostasis
Cellular component (GO): peroxisome
Molecular function (GO): FAD binding; pristanoyl-CoA oxidase activity; fatty acid binding
Source: RefSeq, a predicted model, not a curated record
CAGUGCAGUGCGCCUUUAAGCAGCAGCGCUUCUCUGAUUGGUUGUAUUCGGUCACAUGAGUACUUCCUCCUCCGAAGGGGUAGUGCAGAGUACAGUGGUCUCGAGGUUACGGGAUAAGGUUUGAAAGUGCCUUUGUAUCAGAACAUGAGUGCGCCAGCCAUCACAGACGCUAAAUACGUUUUGGGAGAGAAAAUGGAUGAGGGCAUCCCAGACAUUCCCAGUGGUCCACUAGAUAUCUACAGGAAGAAAGCAUCCUUCAGCUGGAAGCAAAUGUUGCAGUUUCUGGAGGGCGAUGAAAUCAUUGCAUUCAAGCAGCACGUGUUCAGAACACUGGAGAGUGACCCGCUCUUCGCACGGCAGCCUGGUGAGGACAUCCCAGUGGAGCAGAAGCGAGAGCUCGCCUUCCGCCGCUGUAAACAGUUAUUUAAGUAUGACUUUGUAACACGUGAUGACGUCAUGCAGAACCCCUGGAAGAUGACAAUUCUCAACGACUGCCUGGGAAUGUACGACUGGUCUUUGGGAGCCAAAUACUUCCUUAACAAAGGGAUGUUUGGAGCCACAGUGGCAAACACAGGAUCUCAGAGACACUUGACGUUUGUGCAGGACGUUGAGCAAAUGAUGACAUUUGGAUGCUUUGCACUGACAGAACUGAGCCAUGGCAGCAACACCAGAGCUAUGAGGACAACAGCCAGAUAUGACCCCAGCACUCAGGAGUUUGUGAUAAGCUCUCCAGACUUUGAAGCAGCCAAGUUCUGGGUGGGGAACUUGGGAAAGACGGCCACUCAUUCAGUGGUAUUUGCACAGCUCUACACCCCUGAUGGGCAAUGCCACGGCCUUCACUCUUUUAUAGUCCAAGUCAGAGAUCCAAAGACCUUGCUGGCAAUGCCAGGAGUGAUGGUCGGGGAUAUGGGAAAGAAACUGGGUCAGAACGGACUGGAUAACGGUUUUGCCAUAUUCCACAAUGUGAGGAUACCUCGGGAAAACUUGCUAAACAAAACAGGAGAUGUUACGCCUGACGGACGCUACGUUUCGCCUUUUAAAGACCCCAAUAAGAGGUUUGGGGCAUCUUUAGGGGCUCUGUCAGGAGGCAGGGUGGGCAUUACAAGGAUGGCUCUGGUCAAUCUGAAGCUUGCGGUGACUGUGGCUGUGCGAUUCUCCGCCACACGCAGACAGUUCGGGCCCAAAGAGGACGAGGAGAUUCCAGUGCUGGAGUAUCAGCUACAGCAAUGGCGUCUUCUUCCGUUCCUGGCAGCGGUGUACGCACUGGAACACUUCACCAGAUCCUUCUGCAUGAACUUUGUGGAAUUUCAAAUUGGACUGUUAAUGAAGGACAAAAGCGACAGACAGGCUGAACUGGGCAGAGAGAUCCACGCCAUGUCAUGCGCAAGCAAACCUCUGGGAUCGUGGACAGCCCAGCGAGGCAUUCAGGAAUGUCGAGAGGCUUGUGGAGGACAUGGUUACCUUGCCAUGAACCGUCUGGGAGAACUGCGCGAUGACAACGACCCAAACUGCACAUAUGAGGGUGAUAACAACGUCCUUCUGCAGCAGACCAGCAACUAUCUGCUCAGCUGGAUGCAACACAAACAGCAAGGUAAAGGAAGGAUUGAAUCCCCUCUUGAGACUGUGAACUUUUUAGAAGACAUGAACAGCAUUCUGCAGCGCAAGUUCACAGUUGGCUCAGUGGAAGAGUGCAUGAACCCAGGCGUGCCCCUGGCAGCGUAUAAGUGGCUGGUGUGUUUCUUGCUGGGUGAGAGCCAGAGGAAGCUGUUUCAUGAGAAAUCCUCUGGACUGGGAGACUUUGAGGCCCGGAACAACAGCCAAGUGUAUUAUUGUCGCUCAUUGGCUAUUGCCUAUAUUGAGCACACAGUGCUGCAGCGUUUCCAUGAUCUGAUUCAGGAUGAACAGACUCCAGCUGCUCUCAGAUCAGUGCUGGGGCGUCUCUGUGCUCUCUAUGGCCUGUGGACCCUCACCAACCACAUGGCCAUCCUGUAUCAAGGAGGUUAUUUUUCUGGCCGACAGCCGGUUGACUUCAUCCACACAGCCAUUCUCACUCUGUGUGGGCAGCUGAAGGAUGAUGCUGUGGCGCUGGUUGAUGUGAUUGCUCCUCCUGACUUCAUCCUGAACUCACCCAUUGGCAAAGCAGAUGGUGAGCUCUACAAAAACCUGUGGUCUACAGUCAUGCAGGGUAAGAACGUCCUGGAACGGCCAUCCUGGUGGGCCGAGUUUUGUUCUGACAAACCUGCGGUUGGAUCUCUCCGAGCCAAACUGUAACUCUUCCCGCUGGAAAACUGCUAGGAAAACAGGAUCAUUGCAAACAUUCAUCUGCUUGUCCUGAAAGCCAAUAAGUUUUAUAAUGAUAUAAUACAGUCAUAUGGUUGUCAUUAAUAAAUUGAGUUUAUCAAUUGAAAGAUAGUUCAGUUUAUGGAAUAUGACAGGGAGGUUAGAAAAGUCCAAGAAGAAUCUCAGCCAUGUUGAUCUUAGUGUAAAAUUAUAAACCGAUUCACUAAAACUUACUAAUAUCAGAAUAAAGGAAGAUUUGUGAUGUGCUGUAAACAAUAACAAUAGCUCUUAUUAUAGCACUUCCUAAUUCAUUGUGCCUUGAUAAACUCAUUUGUUUUGUUUGACUGAUAAAUGUUGCUAUGAUGAAAGCUUGAAUCAUAGAUCAUCAGAUCUAUUGUUUGAAUGCACAAACAACUAAAUCAUAACAAAACCCUUAACAAUAACAGUGUUCAGAUGCUAACUGAUUGUACAAAUAAUGCACAUGUUCAUAACUGCUUUCAUAUAGAUCUACUUGGGAGUGCACGUGUAUGAUUGGUUAUUUUACAUUAUAUUAGUUUGAUUAUGGAAUGUUGAAUGAUUUUGAGCACAAACUCUUGUAUGUAUGUUUAAUACAUGAUAUUUAAUAUGUAAGAAUGUAAUUAAAAUAAAUCUCGACUUUAUAUCAAAAUAAAUCUUUUUAAAUGCUUUU